Molecule: messenger RNA, 1836 nt
Organism: Macrobrachium nipponense
Lineage: Eukaryota; Metazoa; Arthropoda; Malacostraca; Decapoda; Palaemonidae
Exons: 2
Coding region: 1-1836 (611 amino acids)
Source: RefSeq, a predicted model, not a curated record
AUGGGUGGAACUCAUCUCACCAUCAUCCUCCAGUUACUCACGAGAGCCGUCCUAACCAAAACGGUACAAGGAAUGCACCCAGCUAUCAAUAUAAUGGAGUGCGACGCUUACCAAUUCUUCGUCUACCAAAUGGAGCUCACAAUCCAGGAGUUCGCGAAAGAAGAUCUCAAGAGUAAAGAAGAUGAUACAAAACGAUCACUGAGCCCAGUAUCAGAUAAAGCAAAUAGCCCAACUUGGAGUAUUACAAAAACAAGUCAUCUGGAUGAGGAAGAAGCUGAAGAUACUAAAAGCUCACUAAGUGAGAAAGUAAUGGGAGAUACAUACAAGCCCCUUGAAGAAAUAGAAUGGCCAAGUUGUUUCCCUGCCCCACCAAGCAGCCCAAGCAAUACAAGUUCUUUGCCUUCUCAUGAUUAUCUGCAUGAAAUAUCUCCUUCUCCCCCUCCUGAUUUUAAACAUGAAGCAUCACCUUCACCCCCAAGCUCCAUGCAUAAUGCUUCAACACUGCCACUUCCUGGACGACAUCGUGAACCAAUACCCCCAGUUCCAACACCAGAACUACCACAUCAUAUUCUAGCAUGCAAAAGUGACUUCCAAGGUAAUGGUUCUAAAACAAUGACUAUAAGUAGAUCAAGGAGGAGGUCUCACGAUGUUAAAACAUCACCAAACCAACCAAGACGAUUAUCCUUACAAACAACAAAAUCAUCAUCACCUCCCUCUGACUACAGAUGGAUGUACAUAAAUGACAUAAAAGCAAACGCAACAUUAGUAUCAAGAAGUCCCAUUGGACAAAACUAUCAUUCCCCUUCACCACCAAGUCCACAAAGUGUUAUCACUCUUUCACCAGCCAAAUUACAGUGUGACACUUACUACUCACCUACAAAUUUGCAUCAAAGCAUUCCUCCAUCAUCUCCUAUUCAGAUGGUAUCCUCAGCAUCUCCACUUGGUUUCCAGCAAAGCAAUUCAUCAUCAUCAAGUGCUUCACAACAAGACAGCUCAAUAUCUAUUGUCUAUAAUGCAUCACCAUCUCCUCCAUUACAAAAUCUCUCUAAUGAUGUAUCCCCAGAACCAUCUAUUAGAGAAGAUGUACAAAGUGGGUCACCCUCACAAUCAACACCUAAAUCUGCUUCCCUUGAUGAAAUUACAGUUCAUCACUGUUCUAUAUCACCCCCAGAACUCCAAGAACAUUCAUUAUUAUCCCUAAAAGAAAAUACAGAAGAAACAAGAAGUCAACCUCCCACACCUCCACCAUUACCCGAGUUCUUUGAGGAGGAUAACCCUCCAACUCCCCCUCCUAUUCCUGAAUUUUUUGAAAGAGAGAGUCCAUCAUUGUCACCUGAAGAGAACCAUUAUCCAAUACCCACAAUUGAUGAUGAGGAAGAAAUAUAUGAUAAUGUACCUCCUACUCAAAUAGUCCCCAUAGUUUACCCAAGACCAAGAUUAUCACAACCUAACCCACUGUAUGUCAUCCAAGAGAGUCCUUCGCCACAAUCCUCUUUUGAAACAAAACAAGAGAGUCCACAGACACAUUCCUUAGAGAUCAAUGAUGAAAGUCCGCCUCCUGAGCCAAUUGACGUUAUACACAAAAGCCCUACAGAGUCUCCUCCACUUCCAGAAACUGAAAACAUAAGAGAGGAGACUCCUUCACCACCACCACCUCCUCCAAUAGAGGUCGUUCAUGAGAACCCUCCGCCACCCAAAGCCCCAACUCCACCACCUCAAAAAGAAGAACCAAAACCAGAAAGUCGUCCAUCAUCUCCUGAAUAUUUCCAGCUUCCAGACAAUUGGCCUGCAUACCCACCAUUUCUUUUCGGUGAUUCGGACUUCCCACCCCCUUAA